GACAUGAGAAGUGGGUUAUAUAUAGCGUUACUUGAGUCCGUCUGGUUGUGAAGACUAUCGCAGCAAAAGAGCACAGCUUCGAGUCUAAGAUGGCAAAAGAUAUGGAAAUUGCGGCAGAGAGUGGGUUGGCACACAAAGACUACCACGACCCUCCUCCCACCCCAUUCUUCGACGCCACCGAACUCUCCAAGUGGUCCUUCUACAGAGCCCUCAUCGCCGAGUUCGUCGCCACCCUCCUCUUCCUCUACGUCACCAUCCUCACCGUCAUCGGUUACAAUCAGCAGACCGACGGCACCAACCCCUGCAACGGUGUUGGCAUCCUCGGUAUCGCUUGGGCCUUCGGAGGCAUGAUUUUCGUCCUCGUUUACUGCACCGCCGGCAUAUCUGGGGGUCACAUAAACCCGGCCGUGACGUUUGGGUUGUUUCUGGCGAGGAAGGUGUCGCUGGUGAGAGCAAUUUUGUACAUGGUGGCUCAGUGCUUGGGUGCCAUUUGUGGUGUUGGGUUGGUGAAGGGCUUUCAGAAGAGUUACUACAACAGGUAUAAAGGUGGUGCUAACAUGCUCUCUGCAGGCUACAGCAAAGGCACUGGCUUGGGCGCUGAGAUUAUUGGCACCUUUGUUCUUGUCUACACUGUCUUCUCUGCCACCGAUCCCAAGAGAGUCGCCAGAGAUUCCCAUGUUCCCGUGUUGGCACCACUUCCAAUUGGGUUUGCGGUGUUCAUGGUUCACCUCGCCACCAUCCCUAUCACUGGCACUGGCAUCAACCCUGCUAGAAGCCUUGGUGCUGCUGUUAUAUACAACAGUGAGAAGGCAUGGGAUGACCAGUGGAUCUUUUGGGUUGGACCCUUCAUCGGUGCUGCUCUUGCUGCAUUCUACCACCAGUCUGUGUUGAGAGCUCAAGCGGCUAAGGCUCUGGGAUCUUUCAGGAGUUCCUCUAACCUGUGAUUCCACCUGAGCUAGCUAGGAGAGAGGGAGAGGUUUGAACAUUUGAUCUUAUUAUACAUGGUGGAUUGGAAUUUGUAUAUCCUCAGCACCGUGUAUUUAUUUUUAAUUACUAUUUGCAGUAAUAUCUCAACAGACAUGUCCAUGUUAAUUUGUGUAUGUAUUUUUAUGUGUUUACAUUACAUGAUCCUCUAUCUUAAAUGUGCGUCAAUACUGUCCUUUGGUUUUCCUAUUUUUCUUGUCGAUUCAUGUCGUUUAACUUUAUUUCGUUUCAUUUUAUUUGGAAAAUUUGGAAUGAUAUCUUGAGAUGUUGGGAUCACGAGUAUUGAGGAGUUUUCUAAG
Molecule: messenger RNA, 1283 nt
Organism: Abrus precatorius (Indian licorice)
Lineage: Eukaryota; Viridiplantae; Streptophyta; Magnoliopsida; Fabales; Fabaceae
Product: aquaporin PIP2-2-like
Exons: 4
Coding region: 90-944 (284 amino acids)
Biological process (GO): transmembrane transport
Cellular component (GO): plasma membrane
Molecular function (GO): water channel activity
Source: RefSeq, a predicted model, not a curated record